Molecule: messenger RNA, 1884 nt
Organism: Chiloscyllium plagiosum (whitespotted bambooshark)
Lineage: Eukaryota; Metazoa; Chordata; Chondrichthyes; Orectolobiformes; Hemiscylliidae
Source: RefSeq, a predicted model, not a curated record
GGCCUGAAAUUUAUCAAGAUUCUUGUGGCUUGUUUAGGUGGCUACAAUCGCGAGGAGUGUUUAAGAACAGUAGAAUGUUUUGAUCCUGCCACUAAUGGAUGGAUUUUCAUUGCUCCAAUGAAGACUCCACGUGCAAGAUUUCAGAUGGCUGUGUUGAUGGGUCAACUGUAUGUAACUGGUGGAUCCAAUGGUCACUCAGAUGAGCUUUGCUGCGGUGAGACAUAUAAUCCAAAUACCAAUGAAUGGACCUCUGUGCCAGAGCUCCGAACCAAUCGUUGUAAUGCAGGUGUCUGUUCCUUGAAUGGAAAGCUGUAUAUCGUUGGUGGUUCAGAUCCGUAUGGACAGAAAGGAUUGAAAAACUGCGAUGCCUUUGACCCACUUUCAAAAACCUGGACAAAUUGUGCUCCUCUAAUUACACGUAGACAUCAAGCUGCUGUAUGUGAACUGGAUGGAUACCUAUAUGUGGCAGGAGGUGCAGAGUCCUGGAACUGUCUGAACACUGUAGAACGCUAUAAUCCUGAAAAUAACACCUGGACUCUUGUUUCAUCCAUGAAUAUGGCUCGCCGUGGAGCUGGAGUAGCUGUGCAUGAUGGAAAAAUCUUUGCUGUGGGAGGAUUUGAUGGAACCCAUGCACUCAGCUGCGUUGAGAUGUUUGAUCCAACCAAAAAUGAGUGGAAGAUGAUGGGAAGCAUGACAUCAGCAAGGAGUAAUGCUGGAGUUGCUGCUGUAAAUGGGCUCCUUUAUGCUGUGGGAGGCUUCGAUGGCAAUGUAUUUCUGAACAAUGUGGAAGUGUACAAUCCAGAAACCAAUGAAUGGAGCCCAUACACUAAAACAAAUUUGUCCAGUUUAUAAAGUUUAUCUUUUUCUUUGCAGCUUAACAAGUUUAGUGAUGUAAUUUGUGUAGUUGUUUUGUGGGGUGGGAUGGGGAGGGAUGGAGAGCGAUUACAAUUUGGAUGUUUAUGGUUAGCUGUAGCUACUUAGAACAACUUAAAGCAUGACUUCUGGGUUUUACUAGUAACAACUACCAUUUUUGGAUUUGCUUAUAAUUGCAUUGAGCUGUAAAUACUGUUGUCCCAGAAUGUAAUAUGUUUGUUGUGUAUUCCAAGUGAGUUUUUUGGUUAAGUGCAAACCUGAUAUGCAGAAAACAAUUUCAAAAUUUGGAUAAUAGGAAAUAUGUAUUUUUUAGAGCUUCCCCGGAGUUUUUUGUUUUGCAGCAUUUGCACAUUUUCAUCAUGAAGUUCUGGUUAGAAGUGCAGCAUAGUUAUGAAAUAACAUGGUAAACUUGACAUGGAGGGAAGGGACCAGGAAAGCAAAGAGGCAGUAUUAUCUUGCCUCAAGUAUUUCAACUAGUCAUGGAUAUAUUGAACAGCCUGCCAAUUAAUGCAUUUUUCUUUUGAAUUAAAUGUUUUAUGAUCACCUUUUUAUAACAAUUUUUAUACCUGGAUGAAUAUACUAUAUAAAAGAAACAGAUAUUGUUUGGAACCAUUUAAACUAAAGCUUACAAUUAGAGGCAUUAGAGUGGGACAUUUAAAACUCUUGAGAAUUUAUGUACGUUUGCCUCUGCUAUAACUUAUUGUACUACGCUGUAAAUGCUUGGUAAACUUGAGGGUUUACUGAAUGUGAAAUUGUAUUAGGAUGCAAGUGAAGGAUUGAAGAGCACCUGAGUGAGAACCAAUUUGUUACAAGCUAUGUAGCUAACAUUCCUAAAACAAUAGAUGAUCUAGAAAAUUAAAUAUUUGAACUGUUUUAUGGGCUGUGUGUAUUAUUUUAAAUAUAUAACUUUAAGAUUGUAAGUGCUCUUCUCAGACCUUCACCAAAUUAGCAGACCGUUUUUCUUACUAUUUUAUCCUUUCAAACUUUAUGUACUAAAAAUCCUUUUUUUUU